AUGCCGACGACUCGUCCAGGCCCAGAAACGCCUGCUCAAACCGACUUCUGUGAAGGCGACCAAAAGUCAGACACGCUCCUCACUCUUCCUCCAAUCAUGGACAUUGCGCUCUUCUUUAUCCAAUGGCAUUCAGCCCGAGCGGCUGCCAUAUUUGAGGUGUCGGGAAACGCCCUGCCAGUCGCUCGUCUACGCGCCGAGAAAGCAGGCCUUGAUCCAUUCAAUGACAUCGCAUCCUAUUGA
Messenger RNA from Aspergillus puulaauensis, 240 nucleotides. RefSeq lists its product as uncharacterized. The coding region runs from base 1 to 240 and encodes 79 amino acids. The record is from RefSeq and is a predicted model, not a curated record. The transcript has a single exon. Lineage: Eukaryota; Fungi; Ascomycota; Eurotiomycetes; Eurotiales; Aspergillaceae.